AUGCCGCCGGUCGAUUCUACAACUUCUCACCCAGCAGAAAUCAGCAAUAGACACAACCCGUCGUCGUCGUCUUCGCCAAGAUCGUAUUCCCCAGAAUCCACCGGUCUCGGUUCGCCUUUCUCUCUGAUUGGAACUCCCCGCGGUCAAACCCGUGCCCCGAUUACCACCCCGAGCGACUUCUCCUCGGGCACCCUCUCUUCAGAAGAGAUAUCUCCCAUUGACGUCGAGUCCAAACACAAACUCGGAAGCGAAGUCACUCUUAAACAAAGCACCAGCAAAAUGGCUUCUCCAGUCAACGUCUUGAUGGUUGGUACCGGCGAGUACACUACCGGAUUCGUCGGGACCGGAGCCUCGACUUCUGAUAAGAAGGUCGGUGUCGUCGGCUUGACCUUGUUCGAUUUGAGGCGUCGUGGCAAAGUCGGUGAAUUGUCCAUGGUUGGCGUUAACGGAAAGAAAUAUCCCGCCAUUCGCGAACACUUGGACAAGAACAUUUCCAAAGUUUACAAUGAUUUGGACGUCUCAUUCAAGUCCUUCCCCGCCGACGAUGCUGUUGAUGCCGAUUCCUACAAGGCUGCUAUCGAUCAGCUUAAGCCUGGCGAUGCAAUUACAAUCUUUACCCCGGAUACCACCCACUACCCCAUCGCUCUAUAUGCUAUCCAGCGAAAAAUCCACGUUCUUUUGACUAAGCCAGCCACAAAGACAAUUGAAGAGCACCAGCAUUUGAUCCGCGAGUCGAGGAAAUAUGGUGUCUUCGUUUUUGUUGAGCAUCACAAGCGAUUCGACCCUGCUUACUCUGAUGCCCGGGCUAAGGCUCAGAAACUCGGUGACUUCAACUACUUUUACAGUUAUAUGUCCCAGCCAAAGAGCCAGUUGGAAACUUUCAAGGCAUGGGCCGGAAAGGACUCUGAUAUUUCUUAUUACUUGAACUCCCACCACGUUGAUAUCAACGAAUCUAUGGUUCCUGGAUGGAAGCCAUACAAGGUCACAGCCUCUGGCUCUCGUGGAUGCGCUACUGAUCUCGGAUGCGUUCCCGGGACCGAGGAUACCAUUACACUUAUGGUUGACUGGGUUAAGAAGGACGACCUUACCAAGGUCGCUACUGGUGUCUACACCUCUAGCUGGACUGCCCCACAAAAGGCAGGUGUCCAUUCCAACCAAUACUUCCAUUACCUCGGAAGCAAGGGCGAAAUCCGAAUCAAUCAGGCCAAGCGUGGUUAUGAUGUCGCUGAUGACGAAACCACCGGCUUGAUGUGGUAUAACCCCUUCUACAUGCGAUAUGCUCCUGACGAAGAAGGAAACUUCGGCGGCCAAAGUGGCUAUGGUUAUGUAUCCUUCGAAAAGUUUAUCGACGCUUGCAACAAGCUCAACGCCGGCCAAGUUACCUUGGAUGAGCUCGACAAGCGUGGUCUCCCCACGCUCGCCAACACCGCUGCUACGGGUGCAAUCUUGCACGCCGGUCGAGUCAGUCUUGACGAAAAGAGAACAGUCUACCUCGAGGAGAACGAGGGUGUCUGGCGACUAGGAUGUGCUUCUGGUUCAUGCAGUGCACACGCGAGCACUGCUACCCACACCCCUGCGGCCCCGGCCCCCGCGCCAUCCUUAAACGGCACCACUGUCAGAGAAGAGCUAGAAGCCAAAUCCGUCACCACAACCGAACCGUUCACCGUCGUACCGACAACGCCGACUUCAUCCACUCAACCGUCGAAGGGAACCUCCAAGGUUAUCGAACGACAACCCUCGAGCUCAUCCCUCCCAAGCCUUGCCAAACGACAAAAGAGUGUCAUCAACUGGUGGAAGAAGCGCAAGAACAGAAAGUCGACCAUCUCAGUCGUUGAGGCUAAGGCUUAA
Messenger RNA from Orbilia oligospora ATCC 24927, 1848 nucleotides. RefSeq lists its product as uncharacterized. Gene Ontology annotation, molecular function: nucleotide binding; oxidoreductase activity. NCBI's taxonomy places the organism in Eukaryota, Fungi, Ascomycota, Orbiliomycetes, Orbiliales, Orbiliaceae. The record is from RefSeq and is a predicted model, not a curated record. Gene Ontology annotation, cellular component: cytoplasm. The transcript is spliced from 9 exons. The coding region runs from base 1 to 1848 and encodes 615 amino acids. Gene Ontology annotation, biological process: NADPH regeneration.